AUCAUCAAACCACUACCACCAGUCUCACAAGCUUGAAGCACCUAUCAUCAUGCACAACUCAAACUUUCGGUGCACCUACGCCAGGAUAUUCUCAACAGUGCUUCUUUUCGGCUUGCCCAACAAGAACCAUGCUUUCAUGGAAACAUCUUCAUUCUUGGCUUGGUCCAACGCACCAGGUGCAUCUCUACAAGAGUUUUUCGGACAGGGAUUACCGGAUCGAGGGUUCCAAGCGGCCACUGACCAACUGACCUUUGCGUCGCGAUCCGAACCACUAUGUCCUACGGGUGCUUCGUCUCUAACGAUCUUCGACCUCUCAGAAUCCGACAAACGCUCGGAACUCAACAACGGAUUCCUUUCCUCUCAGACGAUCACUCAAGAGUUCAAUGCGCUCCCAGAACCUUCCAGGUUCUGGACUACUCAUUUCCCUAUCUCCUUGGCCGAUCGUUGGGUCGCUGAACUCCCGUCGAUCUGGUCUGGAUUGUGUCAUGGUCAAGUGUCGGUAAUUAAGGUCAAAACUGGCGAAGAUUUGGAUGCAGCAUUUCUUAAAGCAAGUCAAGAGGGUGAUCAACCGCGAUUAGUAAUCUUGACGACAUCGCCGCCUCCUCUGGAUGCGAGUAGUAGAUUGAUAGAAAGACGAGGCCUAUCAGAGAACAUCAGCAGCAGUAGUAAACCAAUAAGCUCUGAGGCCCUUCCAGACCCGAAGACGGGAGUAUUCUGGCGAUAUAACUUCCUUUCGGAUUACUUGAUCGUCGGCGUCCUCGUCCUCAUCUUGCUCUUCAUCCCUCCCGUCGUCUUGGGCGCCUUCGCUCUCCAAUCUAUUGAAUCCCCUAAAGGCUUGAAAUCUAAAAUGGUCGGUCAAGUCUCCGAAGUCAAAGGCAAUUGAUCCCGCUACAUAUCGUCCUCUUUUACUUGUGUAAAAUUAGCUCUCCUUGGUCUUAAUGUAAUUGAGCUCCCCCUUUCUUUUUGUUUUCAAAUAAAAUAUUACUAUACUGUUGGUUUUGAUCAGAUCUUUUUGUCGGGUUAGUUUAGUUUGACCACUUUUUUCAUGUUCCUUAAUGUCUCCAACAUCAACCCUUUUAGUUUUGGACCAAUUUUUCUCCUUCAACAAAAUAUAGAACUAA
Messenger RNA from Puccinia graminis f. sp. tritici CRL 75-36-700-3, 1121 nucleotides. RefSeq lists its product as uncharacterized. Bases 50 to 883 code for a protein of 277 amino acids. The record is from RefSeq and is a predicted model, not a curated record. The transcript has 3 exons. NCBI's taxonomy places the organism in Eukaryota, Fungi, Basidiomycota, Pucciniomycetes, Pucciniales, Pucciniaceae.